AUGCCAGUCUUAUUUAAAUGGGUGCAUUUUACAUUCACAUUUUACAUUUUAACAGUUGUUGUGAUAUUAGCUCUUGUUAUUUGUGCUGCCUGCAAAAAUCACGAGGAGUUCAAAGGUCAACCACCAUGCGAUUAUAAUCGCAGACCGUCUUCGAAUCCCUAUGCUUAAGGCACAUAAUGCAUGUGAUAAAAAUAAACAGGAAAUACAAAUAAGCACUAUAACUCCGCUGAAACGAAAAAUAAAACAAAAAGGCCAAGCAGAAACGUUUUUAAAAUUAAGUAAUUCAAAACUAAUAAAUAUACACAUUUACAUUUGCAACAAAGAUAUUUCUAUUGUUUCUUGUGUUUAGUUUUUCCCACAAAAGGUACAAUAUAAUUUUCUGCAUCCAAAAAAUUAUAGAUAAAUAGCUCAUCUAAUCACAUAUGUUUGUAUAUUAUAUACGCAUUUAGGCAUAUAUAUAAAUGUUUAAAAAUACAUACAUCCCACUAACGCAAUGUCUAUUUAUACGAUUAUAAAGUAUUCAGUGCGCAUUGGUUUCAUUUGCCCACUUCAUAUUGCUAACGAGACUCUUUUUAAUGUCAUGACUCAUGACAAUGCACUUCUUGCAUUUCAAUGAGUAGGUAACUACAAUAGGGGCAAAAUAAAGUCGGUAAAUGUUACCGAACCUUGUAAGGGUCACUAAAAGAGGCGUAUUCACGACGGGGAUGUAGCUCAGAUGGUAGAGCGCUCGCUUAGCAUGUGAGAGGUACGGGGAUCGAUGCCCCGCAUCUCCAAAUGAUUUUUUUUA
Drosophila santomea is the source of this 787-nucleotide messenger RNA. RefSeq lists its product as uncharacterized. The record is from RefSeq and is a predicted model, not a curated record. The transcript has a single exon. NCBI's taxonomy places the organism in Eukaryota, Metazoa, Arthropoda, Insecta, Diptera, Drosophilidae. The coding region runs from base 1 to 168 and encodes 55 amino acids.